AUGGCAAACUUCGACUGGCACGCCGGCCGCUCCGACAUCUCCACCCUCGCCCUCCUCGACCGCGCCCCGGAAUCCGAAAACAUCGACCUCCCCUCCGUCCGCCUCUACCGCCUCGCCCGCGUCCGCGCCCAGAUGGCCCUCCGAAGCAUCCACGCCCUCGUCCUCUCCGACCCCGUCAACAUCCGCUACGCCACGGGCACCCGCAACAUGCAGAUCUUCAGCGCCCGCAACAGCCCCUCGCGCUACCUCCUCCUCACCGCGCACCGCUCCGUCCUGUUCGAGUUCACCGGCUGUCUGCACCUCGCGGACGGCUACGAGACCGUGGACGAGGUCCGCCCCGCGCUGACCGCGUCUUUCGUCGCGGCCGGGCCGGGGAUCGAAGAGAGAGAAAAGAGGUGGGCAAGGGAGAUGGGGGAUCUGAUCACGGAGCUCGUCGGGGCGGGGAGCACGGUGGGCCUGGAGCGUCUCAACGCCGGCGCGGCCAUCGCGUUAAAAGAAGCCGGGUUUAAGAUUGUGGACGCGCAGAGGCCCGUCGAGAUGGCGCGGUGCAUCAAGUCCCCCGAAGAGGUAAAAUGCGUCGUGGCCUCGCUGCGCGCGACGGAGGUCGCGGUCGGCAAGCUGCGCGCCGCGAUACGGCCCGGCCUCACGGAGACCGAGCUCUGGGGCGUGCUGCACAAAUCCGUGAUCGAGCAGAACGGGGACUACUGCGAGACGCGGCUCCUCAGCGCGGGGCCGCGGACGAACCCGUGGUUCCAGGAGACGGCGGGGUACGUCAUCCGCGAGAACGAGCUCGUCGCGCUGGACACGGACGUGGUGGGUUGUCACGGGUACUAUUCGGACUUUUCGCGGACGUUCCACGCCGGUCCGGGGGAGCCGUCGGCAGAACAAAAAGAGUUGUAUAGAGUGGCGCACGAGCAGGUGAUGCACAACGUGGGGAUCCUCCGCGCGGGGAUGACGUUCCGGGAGUACGCGGAGGCGGCGUGGGAGAUACCGGAGAGGUACUACAAGAACCGGUACUACCUGUCGGCGCACGGGUGCGGGAUGACGGGGGAGUACCCGUACCUGUACCACCGGGGGGAUUUCCCGGAGGCCGGGUACGACGGGGUGGUGGAGGCGGGGAUGGUGAUCUGCGUGGAGAGCUAUAUCGGGGAGGAGGGCGGGAGGGAGGGGGUGAAGCUCGAGCAGCAGGUCUUGGUCACGGAGACGGGGGUGGAGGUGUUGAGCGAGUUCCCGUUUGAGGAGGCGCUUUUGAGGUGA
This is a messenger RNA of Colletotrichum karsti, 1257 nucleotides long. RefSeq lists its product as uncharacterized. The record is from RefSeq and is a predicted model, not a curated record. The transcript has a single exon. The coding region runs from base 1 to 1257 and encodes 418 amino acids. NCBI's taxonomy places the organism in Eukaryota, Fungi, Ascomycota, Sordariomycetes, Glomerellales, Glomerellaceae.